AUGCCUCUUGAGAGCUGCUUCUCACCGGUCGGCAGGAAGCGUCUAUGGCUGCGGCCGGGCAAGAAAUACCUCUUUGGAAGAACCGCUUCAGAGCCUGGCCAGCAUGCCAUCUCUCACAAGACUAUCUCCAGGAAGCAUUUAGUAAUCCAAGUCGACCGUGUCACCGAAGGCGAUGGGAUGAACCUUCGUAAACGAACCACAGCCACAAUCGAGGAUCUGGGAGCUAAGAUGGGAACUCUUGUGAAUGGGGUUCAGAUCCGAGGGCAAAGGCACGUCCUCGUUCAUGAUACAAAUGAGAUCAAACUCGGGAGCUAUAACCAGCUUUUCCGCAUCUUUUGGAGGCCCAUUGUCUUCAGCUUUUCCUUCACUGCCAAAGAAUUGCGCGCUGAUCCAUGGGCAAAGCUGCGCCAGGAUCUUGAGCAGCUCGACAUCAAGUACACGGCCGAUUACGAUAUGGAACUGACGACAUACGUCGUCGCGAAGAAACGAAAUACCUCCAAAGGACUUCGGGCUUUGAUAAAUGGCAAGCAUAUUGUUACGGAACAGUUCAUUGAUGCCAUCGUUGGGGCGGCUACUUCGGCCUCCGAUGCAGAUGGGCUGGAGACAAGCCGUCUCGAGAGAGACUUGGACGGCAGCUGGCCUGACCCUCUCCAAUACCUGCCACCUCGCGGCGAGGAACCCUCCGAUAAGCCGGUUGGGGCUUACGCGCCUGAUGAGCGGAGGAGGGAGAUCUUCGAUGGCUAUACUUUUGUGUUUUAUGAGAAGAAGCAGUACGAGAACUUGUUCGCGGCCAUUACGAACGGCAAGGGCAAGGCUCUCUUCAAGUCUGCGACUCCUAAUGAGACGAACAUAGAUGAUUUCAUUCGUUAUGUCAAGGGAGUAGCCGGAGAAAAGGGGCUGGGAGAGUUCGAGGACGGCAGUGAAGGAAAAGGCGUGGUUGUCGUCCGGUACAUGCCUGCUAAAGAGGGUCCAGAGUCCGCGUGGUUCAAGGAUUUCUAUACGGCUGUUGCGCUACGCUUAGACCAUCGUCCUAUCGAGCAGAGUGAAUUCCUUGACGCAAUCCUUGCGAUUGACCCAGCAAGGCUUCGCCGUCCCCUCGAGGUCGAGCAGACUCAACCGGAAAAUGCAGCUGUUGGGAAUGGCUCAAAUGUCAAUGAGCCACGACCUAUGGAUAUUGAUGUAGUCCCUGAGGUGGAGAAUGCUAUUGAGGAAACUCCUCUGCAGCCAAGAGCACGCCGAGGUCGCAAAGCUAUUGCAAGCCGUUUUAAGGGAUUUGAUGUCGAUCUGGAUGUUGACUCGGGUGCUUCAGGUCCUGCUGAUGACCCGCAGAGUAACGAUCCGGCUGGAUCGUUGGAGGAAACUCAUAACACACAACGAUCACAACGCAAGCGCCCGGCAGCUGCUAUCAACCAAAACGGAGAUGAUCUCAUGGAAGAUCUUGCGCCGACAGCAGCCGCAGUAAAGCGACGGCGCAUUGCACAAGGCGUAGAACCUGUGCCAGCUCGCGAACCUACACCUCCAUCAGAGCCUGAGGACAACAUUCCGGAGUCCCCCCAAAACGAGCCGAGCAAAUCACAGAAGGGGAAAGGCAAGCAGAAGAAGACCACCGAAAUUGACAAUUUGUUUGACCUGGCGCGACAACGCCGUGAGGAAGCUGAAGCUCGUGCGAAGGAGGAGAGAGCGCGGUUAGCUGCAGUGCCCGAAGACGGCAUUGAUUACGAGGAGAUCCGACGGCUCGCGAUCGUGGAGGAGUGCGAAGUACGCCAGCCACAGACCACUCGCACUCGAGAUCAGGACAUUGCCGACGGCCGUUGGGAUCCUCGAUGGAACGGUCGUAAGAACUUUAAGAAGUUCAGAAAGCAGGGUGAUCCCCAGGGACGACAGGUUGCGAAAGUGAUUGUGAGUCUUGAACCAGUAAAGGCCAAGGAGUACGGUAUCGGUGACGACUAUUGGCUUGAGGACACGGGCAGUCAGAAGAGAAAGAACAAGGAGAAGGAGAGAGAGUCCCAGAGCAGACCUUCGACGGCUGGAGAGACGAUAGCUAAAGGAAAAGAGCCAACCGGCUCCAGGCGGACGCCACAAGUCAUUGGGAGUGACAGCGAGGAAGACGACGUACGAGCUGAAGAUCAUGAAGAUCAGGUCAUGGAGGUCGAGCCGGAACUACCCCGAACCCGUGUUGGGAAAGCCGCGCAAAAGGGGAAGACACGGCAGGCUCAAACCCAGAGCCAAAGCCAGGCAGCCCCAGCUCAAACCCAGACACAACGCUCCCAGCGCAUUGAUGCAACCACGCCGUCCAUGAUCCGUAACCGUAAAUAUGAGUACUCUGCCCCCGUUCCCGUCUAA
Phaeoacremonium minimum UCRPA7 is the source of this 2343-nucleotide messenger RNA. Its product is annotated as putative dna damage response protein. The record is from RefSeq and is a predicted model, not a curated record. Gene Ontology annotation, molecular function: damaged DNA binding; protein binding. The transcript has 7 exons. Lineage: Eukaryota; Fungi; Ascomycota; Sordariomycetes; Togniniales; Togniniaceae. Gene Ontology annotation, cellular component: Mre11 complex. Bases 1 to 2343 code for a protein of 780 amino acids. Gene Ontology annotation, biological process: double-strand break repair via homologous recombination; mitotic G2 DNA damage checkpoint signaling.